This is a messenger RNA of Penicillium daleae, 1404 nucleotides long. RefSeq lists its product as uncharacterized. The transcript has 3 exons. The record is from RefSeq and is a predicted model, not a curated record. Lineage: Eukaryota; Fungi; Ascomycota; Eurotiomycetes; Eurotiales; Aspergillaceae. Bases 1 to 1404 code for a protein of 467 amino acids.
AUGGCGAUGCAAUAUUUCAACCAGAUUAAAAACCGGCGACGGUCAUCCCAGAUCGUGAUUCCUCCCAAACCCGUCUUGACUGCGGAGGAUGAGGCCUUUUUACAAAAGGUCACGUCCGACCCGGAGCACAGGCCAAGCACUGCAGCCCAGAACGAGUCAGAGGGCCUAACAGAGAGCUCCCAGAAGCCCACUGUUGACGACGGUGCCCUUGAUGUUCCACUGCCUGCUUCUCCAGUAGAGGAGUUUGGAAAGGAGCUUGGCGAGGAAGACAGAAAGGCACGAGAGCAGCCUAAAGAUAUUAGGACGAAGUCUGAACCUACCAAGCCACAUGAUGCUCCCGUAGCAGAGAAGAAGAAACGAUGGAGCACGAUGUUCUGGAAGAAACCCACCGAUACGAAGAAGAAGAAGGGAACGACUCCCACGGACAAGUCAAACGCUGAAGCAUCCGCCCCUCCUUCCACGACAACGGCUGCAACAGAUGACGGAGAAGAAGCGCGAAAGGACCAGGAAGACAUGACUGAUAUUUUAGAACGCUUGAACCUUGCCGCUGACAACAAUCGGGUCUUUUCAGUCAGCGAAGAAACCCAGGAACUGCUCCGCAAGUUCAAGUUGAUCUUCAAAGAUUUGAUAAAUGGUGUUCCAGCAGCCUAUCAUGACCUGGAAAUGUUGUUGACGAACGGCAACCGGCAAUUACAAGAUACAUACACCAAGCUACCGGGGUUCAUGCAGAAGCUUAUUGAGAAGCUUCCAGAGAAGUGGACCGAAUCCCUGGCUCCAGAGAUGCUUGCUGCUGCCAGUGAACGUGCCAGUCGGAGCGGUAUCAACAUGGAGAACGUGGGCAAAGCAGCUGCAGUUGCAGCUGCCGAAAAGGCGGGCCUUAACGUUCCAAGCCUUAAAGACCUUGUCUCUAAGCCUGCAGCAAUUGUCGGCAUGUUGCGGUCCAUUAUGCAAUUUUUGCGGGCUCGUUUCCCGGCUGUCUUGGGCAUGAAUGUCCUCUGGUCGCUGGCACUAUUCAUUCUUCUUUUCGUCCUGUGGUACUGCCACAAACGUGGCCGCGAAGUCCGUCUGGAGAAUGAGCGGCUGGUGACAGACGAAGAAAUCAAGAAGCUGAAUGAGAGCAGUACCGAGGGCCAGAUUCGCCCGACCGAGACCUUAACAACCACCGCACCCCAAGGUGCUUCCGCUGAGGAAGUGCGUGAAGGUGUGAAGAGAGUAGAGGAAGCCAGGGCUUCAGCGGUUGAUGUCGCGGCUGCCUCUGAUCCCGAGCCGGAGACACAGAAGGUGAACGAUGAGACCCCUCAACCGGCUGCAUUCCCAACACGGUCGAAGUCAAAGCUGGCUAUCUGGACUCGAUCCAAGCCUGAACCCACUUCAAAUAAUAUCUCGCCUUAUCCCGGGACCUAA